ACCUUGGUGCCCAUCACAUCUCCCCCAGACGAUCGUUCCGGAGUGCACCAAUACCCAUCCCAGUUUUUCCUUUCUCCCAUAACCAGUAACGACUCCACAGUGUCGGAAAACGAAGACAACAUCGUAGUAGACGAUAGCCAGAUCGAUGUUGAUGUUGAAGUCACUAGUGAGCACAACCAGGAACCGCUUUCGCCGGCCCUGUCCAUAGACUCAGACAUAACAGACGUCCAGAACUACUCUCAGAAGUCGUUUGUAAACGAGCUGUUUUCGCCGCUUUUGUCGCUUCCACUCGAAAUUCUUUACCGUAUCAUCGAGAUCGUUUACUAUGACAAUCAUUCGUACAACUCCAUCAACCUGAAUCUCGAGACAUUCUCACAAACCGUGCCUCUUUUGCUGAAGAAGUUCCACCAGCUCUCUUUGUGCUUUCUCUACAAGUACGCCAUCUUCAACAGACCCCACUCUUUCGACAAGUUCUUACAUAAUCUCAAGAAGAGUCCCCAGAUCGGCAUGUAUGUAGAGUUUAUGGACUUCCAGCAGUUUACAUCCAUCGGCUUGGGCCGUACGGGGAGAAUGAACCAGGAAAUACAGAUGGUCACUUCUAGAACCAUCUCCAAAGCCCUCAGUUUAACACCUAAUCUCAUGGAAUUCCUAGCCAGCGAAAAUAUCCAGGACGACAUGGACGUCGAGGUCUUGAACCAUCUCUUCAACAGACUCGGCAAAAUCAGAGCGCUCGACUUCUGCGGAGCUAGUAGUGAAAACUUUGUGAAAGCAUUCCAGGAGCUUCCAGCAAGAAACUUGUCGAACCUCACCAAAGUGUCUUUCCACGAUUGCUCUAACUUAACUCCAGACAUUUUCAGCAAAGUGUUGCCGCAUUUGAUCAACUUGAAGAGACUCGACCUCAACCAUACGUCAAUAACAUCGACGAUUUUGCUCAACUACAUGCCUACUUCUAUCCGUCUUACCCAUUUAUCGUUGGCCAGAUGCUCCAAGUUGACCACCAGGGAUCUCAUCAAGUUCAUAACCGUACAUCCAGCUGUUCUGCACAACUCGCUCCAAUGGCUCAAUCUCCAGAUAGAUUCAAACGUAGUCAGUCCACUAACAGACGUCUACUUGUUAUAUACUCUUAAGCAUUUGAACGCACCAGACCUCCGUUACGUUAAUUUAGGAGGAAUGCCUGUUGGCUCUAAGCACCUCCCCAUCAUCAAGCAUAGAUUCCCCAACCUCGAAAGUCUCGCUAUCAGCCACUCCUCCGUAAACCUCACCGAUAUCCAGGAGUACAUGAAGGACAACACACAGGUUAAGUUCUUGGACUUAACGGGAAUCAAACAGUUGACACGUUUCAACCUCCUCCACAUAUUGAAGUCCAAUUUCAAUUCAUCACUUCGUGGCAUAGAGUUCGACUACAAGAUUUUGUACGAUUUGACCAGCAAAGGGGAGUUCAUUAAAGUCACCCCCGUCCAGACCUCUUUCAUUGAAUCUAUCCAAACUCCACAGGUAUGGAAGUUCUACGACAACGAAGGGAGGAGAUCAUGGAUCUAUAAGUUGGCCGAAACCGACUCCGAGUACCGGUCUAUCAUGAACGGCAGAAAACCGUCGGUUUCGGCCCAGUCGAACUUGGUCUACUACGACUUGGAAACGGGAAGCAAGAUUUCUACUGUAGUCAAGAAACCAGAUUUCUUGAAGUUUGCUUCGCGGAAAAUCAACUGUUCCAUCGGCUACUAUAACUUGAACAAGUACAAGUCCAAAAACCACCACGAAGACGUCUGGCCCGUAGAGUUCAGCCAGAGAGGCAUCUACAACUACUACUCUCUUAACCUAAAGUAG
Molecule: messenger RNA, 1824 nt
Organism: Scheffersomyces stipitis CBS 6054
Lineage: Eukaryota; Fungi; Ascomycota; Pichiomycetes; Serinales; Debaryomycetaceae
Gene: FBX2
Exons: 2
Source: RefSeq, a predicted model, not a curated record